This is a messenger RNA of Sitophilus oryzae (rice weevil), 1632 nucleotides long. RefSeq lists its product as uncharacterized. NCBI's taxonomy places the organism in Eukaryota, Metazoa, Arthropoda, Insecta, Coleoptera, Curculionidae. The record is from RefSeq and is a predicted model, not a curated record. The coding region runs from base 254 to 1591 and encodes 445 amino acids. The transcript is spliced from 8 exons.
GGAUAUGUUUAUUCAUUCGAUUGUGUUCUUUGGCGAGCGAGACGGAUCGCGCGCGAAUUAUUACGGUCACAGUCUUAACAUAAACUAUACGAUUUGUACUAUUAAGUUCGGACUUUAGAAUGUGCGGUCGUUCGAUUAUGUGUGAUGUUAAAUGGCAUAAUUCUGUUUGAAAUUGUGAUGGACAUAUAAAUACCCUUAAGAAAUAGAAGAAGUUCAUCGCCAGGCAGUAUUAAUAUAUUACAAACACAACAUUAUGGAGAAAUCAACUGAAAACUCUGGGAAAACUCUACCUCCAUCUAGUUCGGAAAAGGAAAAAGCAACUUCGUUAUCAAGUGAAAAACUUCCUCGAAAGAAACAUCCAUCUCCAGUGAAUUCCAUGGAGAAUACAAUGACAUUAUCCACUAAAAGAUCGACGGAUAAACUGAUCUGCAAAUCUCCAAAGGAAUCCCCAAGUUGUUCAAUCGCUGACAAAACAUCAGCAGCUAUCUUUACCUCAAAUCGAGUUUUGAUGGUAUUGGGAGUAGUUCAAUUCAUACUAGGAUUCCUUAUGGUGCUGUUUGGAAUGUAUGUCAUAGUGUACAAAGCCAGUUUAAGUCAGAUCGGUGGUGGUAUAUGGGGAGGUAUAAUAGCUAUGAUUACAGGAGUAGCAGGAGCCCUAGCAGCAGCGAAAAAUAUGUGUCCAUUCAAGUCAACGGCUGAGAAAAUUGCACAAACAACUUUCCUAGCUCUAAGCUUAAUAAGCGUAGCUGUAAGUCAGUUAAUUGUAGUUAUAGCAGCUACUGGUUUAGCUAGAGACGUUAACAGUAGAAAUUUUCAAGAGGCCAUGGAGAAGACAGAUGGCAUGUCAAGUUUUGAAAAAUUCUCUAUGGAGAUUUCACAAAACCACAAGGGAAUCAUGUACAAUAUUACCCUUGUAAUAAUCUCAAGUUUAGAAUGCAUGGUUGCUGUUAUAGCGUCGUACAACAGUUCAAGAGAACUUUGUCCAUGUUUCAGAAGAAAUGAAGAUUAUUAUCAAGAUAAUCUCAACAUGCAUAGAAGCCACGCUAUCGUAUCUUCAUGGUUGAUGGGUAAACACGGAACAUCAGCUGCUCCUCAAAUCUAUGUUGUUGCUGGUCCGCCUUCCAGUUUAGGAAGAGGUAGCAACCUAUCAAGUAACCUACCUAUGCCAGUUUAUGCGUUUCAGACUCCGCUAGCACAGCCCCAAAUAGUACCAUAUCCAUUAAUACCAGCACCCUUAGGUUCAGUACCCUCUCCAAUAAUUAUGCCACCGAGAAAAAUAAACAAAAUUCAAAAAGUCUAUAAGUCCAGGUCAAAAACAAAAUCGAGAAGUCGUGACCCAACUCCAAGACGGUCCAGAUCCAAGUCCCAAUCAAAGGAGCGAAAACUAACCGAAGAAGAAGUAGUUCAAACAUACACUGGAUUAGACAGAACCAUAGCUGAAGAAUUUAUUGAUAUAUGUGAAAUGAAACAUGCCAGUUUAUGCAGCGACGGUAGCUCUGAUGACAGCAAUUGUCGAAGUCCUAUCAGCUUAUCAACAGGUUGUCGUACCAACAGUGACACUAAUUCACAGGACUGUCUCGUUAAGAAAUAACCUCGAAUUGUUAUUUCGAAUACAUCACUGACUAUAUCCUU